Molecule: messenger RNA, 3302 nt
Organism: Salvelinus namaycush (lake trout)
Lineage: Eukaryota; Metazoa; Chordata; Actinopteri; Salmoniformes; Salmonidae
Product: butyrophilin-like protein 10
Exons: 8
Coding region: 1050-2021 (323 amino acids)
Biological process (GO): cellular response to lipopolysaccharide; T cell costimulation; negative regulation of T cell proliferation
Cellular component (GO): external side of plasma membrane
Source: RefSeq, a predicted model, not a curated record
GAGCCAGAGGUGGUACUACAGGAGCCAGAGGUGGUACUACAGGAGACAGAGGUGGUGCUACAGGAGCCAGAGGUGGUGCUACAGGAGACAGAGGUGGUGCCCCAUAUGAUUGAGCCCCAUAUGCAGCCUUUAAAUUUCACUUGUGCGGAUCUUCAGAGGUCCAAUUUGAAUCCAGGCCAAAAACCAUGGAGAUGAACUAAACAAGUGCAAGAAACAAACAUUAGAAAACAUCCACUGUGUCAUGUCAUUUGUUCCUCUUCCUGUCAGAUCUCUGCCAGACCACAGAAACAAGAGCAGCAGACAAAUUUCAUCAUUAUGAUCUCCGCCAUCACAGAGGGGCAGAAACAAACAGAUGGCCUCAAAUUUAUUUUAAAAAUGUAUCUAGGCAAGUCAGUUAAGAACAAAUUAUUAUAUUCAAUGACGGCCUAGGAACAGUCGGUUAACUGUCUUGUUCAGGGGCAGAAUGACAGAUUUUUACCUUGUCAACUCUCGGAUUCGAUCUUGGAACCUAUCGGUUACUAGUCCAACGCGCUAACAACUAGGCUACCUGCCGCCCCAACGGAGAAAAAAAGGUUGCUGCUGAAAGCGGAGAGUGAGGUACAGAAGAUGGAGAAGAAAUUGGAGGACGAGGUCACUGGGAUGGAGCUCACAUUGCAGGGUGAAGAACCUGGGAGGUUGCUUCAGGAUUACAAUGCCCUGCAGAAAGGCUCAGUUGAUGCAUCUCCAUACUGUGUCAGUCUGGACCCAGAGAAGAGACUUGUUCAGGCAGGAGAACUCAGAGAGAUGCUCCACAUGGAGGUGGACAGGAUCUGGAAGGACCAAGGUUCUGCCGUUAGGACAGCUUUACGUGUAGAUCCUACAGCUUUACGUGUAGAUCCUACAGCUUUACGUGUAGAUCCUACAGCUUUACGUGUAGAUCCUACAGCUUUACGUGUAGAUCCUACAGCUUUACGUGUAGAUCCUACAGCUUUAGGUGUUCACUGUCAACACUGAAACAAUGUGUGCCAGAAGAGGAGCUGGGGGAGGAUUGGGAGUAGAGACGGGGACCUAUGAGGACGUUGGAGUUUCCUACCUCAGAGAAAUUAUAUUUUACUGGGACACCUUGUCUCUCUGUUAACCAAGCACCAGCUGCAUCUGAGUUGGAAGUCCCUGGGAUUAUAGGAGAGUCUGUUCUCCUGUCCUGUGACCUGAAUUCAUCCACGGCCAUCGACCCAUCAAGACUCCGGUUCCAUUGGCAAGAUAAGUCCGAAAAAGUGUUGUACUCGUUCAACAAAGGAGAAGAGAAUCGACAUCAGGAUAACCUUUACACAAACAGAACUAAAGCCUUUGGGUCUGAGAUGAGUUCUGGGAAUAUCUCUAUCAAACUCAGCCAAGUCACACUUGAAGACAAGCAGAACAUCUACUGGGCUUUCGCUACACUGUUUGGCAAGAAUGAUAAGCAUAUCCGCGUGUGUCACACUACCCUACAUGUGGCAGCACGGUUCCCGUCACCCAGUGUGACUGUGAACAAGACAAAUAUGAAUGCCACGUGUUCAACCCAGGGGGGAUACCCACAGCCAGUCGUCACAUGGACCAUCCAGGACGUCCUAUUGGCUCAGAACCGCACUCUGGACCCGUGGGAAGUACAGACCAAAAGACAACCUGAUCCUGAAAGUGGACUGUACACCGUUUGGAGCCAAGUGAAUAUAAGAGAAAAUCAGACGGUGACCUGCCAUAUCUUCAACCCCGUUCUGAGAGAGACUGUGAGCAACACAACCAUCGUCAGCUCCAAUCAGAGCAUUAACACAGACCCUACAGGUGAAGUUCAGGAACGCUUUUCUCCCGGAAUUAUUGGAGGCAUUAUAACAAUAUGUUUUGUGAUUUGCCUCGUGGGGAUAUUUAUUGCAUACAAAAAAUGUUGUGGAGCCACAGGAGACGGAGGUGGUACCUCAGGAGCCAGAGGUGGUGCAACAGGGCCAACGGAUUUUCCACAGGAGCCAGAGGUGGUACUACAGGAGGUGAUGAGGAGCAGAGCAUUCUAAUGGGUAUCACAACAAGCCAGCCUUAGUAUAGUAGUGUUGAUCAAGUUGAUGGAGCCACAGUUACCAACGCUAACGGCGCUACAGCAAAAAAACACAGCUGAUGGUGUAACAGAACCAGUGCGUGACAUUGUAAACAUGAAACUGGACAACAGUAGUUUUGAGACAGGUCUGAUCCUGAGUUGGACGCAGACUGAUGAGGUUAUGUAAAGAGGAAAGUCUGAAGCUACAGUAAACGAUGCUAUACAGGAACCAGGUGUAGGCCGGCACCAGACGAUCUAGAGGCAGACUGACAUUUCUUUAUAUACGGGUCCAUAAAUUGGACAUGUCAGUGUACUGUAUCCCAACGGAAUCUACCUCUUCUAUUGGAAGUAUUUGCAUGUUUUUUCUAAUAUUUUCAGAUUAAUAGCCAGCAAUUAGAAAAGCGUUAGAACGUCUACAGUAGAAUGUUGUAAAUAAUGUGUCUGGAAAUGUUCUACUGUAGAAGUUCUAAAUCAUGGGAGUAUUUAAAAAAAAAUACAUUACAAUAUUAAACUACUUCUGUUUUCAAAUAUAAAAUAUCCAAAUAUUUCCUUACAAAUGUCUUUGAAAAUAAUUGAAAGACCCUACAGUAAAUAGUAUUUUAAACCAUGUCUGAACCUGAAAAAUAAGUGAAAGACCCCAAAUAGUAUUUUAAAUAUAGUCUGAUAUUCAGUGGACAAACCUGCCUAGUGGGAACCAAGACAUCUGAUGUUGAAAAUGCAUUUUUGUUUUAUAUUUGACUUGAAUUUAUGAAGAACACUGAAGUUAAUUGUUUUACCUAAAAUCGGCCAGUAAGUGAGACCUGAACCUAUAACCAUCCACUUCAUUCUCUCUGUAUGUCUUUGUGUAACAAGUUACUGUAGAGGUUCUGAAGCUUGUACCAUGACCAAGGACUAGAUUCAAUCCGGACCGAAAUGGAGCCCAUAUAUACAGCAUUUACCGUGAAUGCAUUCUCUGCAAAUGCAGGAAUGUUAGCUUUUAAUUUUCACUAGUGCGGAUCUUCAGUGGUCCAGACUGAAUCCAGGCCUAAAACCAUGUAAACCUCAACACACUGGUACAGAUGUGUACUCUCAGACUGACUUAGAGGAGACAUUUUCACUCUGCCAAACAGACCUCACUGUGUUCAACAUUAGGGACAGCUGCUACAGAUCUGUAACCCAGAUUUAGAUUACAUUUUGAUUUUGUCUUUAAUAAAUAUUGUUGUGAAUAUUCAAAAAGGUUCAUGUAUUAUAUUUAUUUCAAUGUCAAACUUUUUAUUCUGGU